GCAGCGAGCAGCUAAGUGCCGCGCGCCAGAAAUGCCAUUUAGCAAGACAAACAUGGCUAACGAAGCAUUUCGCGAAGGAAAACCAUUUACAAAGAUCGCAAAUUUCCACUUCGGGUUUAUUUACUUUGUUUCCCCCCCCUUAUAGAGACAAACACGGGAGCCCCGCGGGAUGUAUAAAUAGAGAAAAUCCGAGGGGCUCUGCCUCAACCACCUACACCUCCACCGAUUUCCUGCAGCAACAUCACCGGCAGCACUCAAGUCCAGCUCCCCAGCGUCAUGGCGGCGUGGCUUCAGGCGUUCCCUCUGCUCCUGCUGCUGGUGUUGUCCUCCCCGGGGGCCGACGCCGCCGCCAACCAGCACCUGUGUGGCUCGCACCUGGUGGAAGCGCUCUUCCUGGUGUGCGGGGAACGCGGCUUCUUCUUCAACCCCGACACUAAAAGAGAUGUGGACUCCCUACUUGGCUUCCUAUCUCCAAAAUCAGGCCCAGAGAAUGAAGCUGAUGAGUACCGCUACAAAGAGCAGGCGGAGAUGAAGGUGAAGAGGGGGAUCGUGGAGCAGUGCUGCCACAAGCCAUGCAAUAUUUUUGACCUGGAGAAAUACUGUAACUGAGACCUGGGACUGAGACCUGGGACUCCCGCGCCUCCACAGCCACCAACGUUAACGACGACACACACCUCUGCAAGAAUUCACUCGUAAUCAUCCCGUGAAAAUGAAAAUUACAGGCGAUCCCGGUGUUUAUUUUUGUUAAGAAAUAAAAAUCAAUUAAAACACACGAUCGUUUUGCCUCGCUUCCCUUCUCGGGAGUCACAUGUACGAGGAUCCUGUAUGUAUUACAAGCGAUGACAAACUAUCACGACACAAAGCACAAGCUGGCUUGUGAAUGGAACAGAGAAGCAGAGAUGCAUCCUGUGCAAAUAUUUUAAUGGAUGAAAAUACAGGUGGAGGAGGCACAGUCAUUUGCACUGUUGCCUCCCACUUCUGGGACCUGGGUUUAAGUCUCUGGUGGGUUUCUACAUGUGUGGAGUUUGCAUGUUCUCCCCAUGACAUUGUGGGGUUUCCUCCCUACAAAAACAUGCUGAGGCUAAUUGGAGUUACCAAAUUGCACGUGGGUGAGUGAAUGCUGCAUGAGAUGGGUUGUUCCCUGCCCUGGAACACCCAUGACCAUGAAGAGAGUAAGUGGUUUCAG
Molecule: messenger RNA, 1186 nt
Organism: Paramormyrops kingsleyae
Lineage: Eukaryota; Metazoa; Chordata; Actinopteri; Osteoglossiformes; Mormyridae
Gene: ins
Product: preproinsulin
Cellular component (GO): extracellular region
Molecular function (GO): hormone activity
Source: RefSeq, a predicted model, not a curated record